Rhizoctonia solani is the source of this 1836-nucleotide messenger RNA. RefSeq names its product FAD-binding domain protein. Lineage: Eukaryota; Fungi; Basidiomycota; Agaricomycetes; Cantharellales; Ceratobasidiaceae. The record is from RefSeq and is a predicted model, not a curated record. The coding region runs from base 1 to 1836 and encodes 611 amino acids. Gene Ontology annotation, molecular function: FAD binding. The transcript has 13 exons.
AUGUCCACACUGUCAUUGCCACCUCAUUUGAAAGCUACACUUGCUCUCCCUGAUAUUCGGACUACCGAGAAAGACAUACAGCAGGAUAACAUGAUAGGACGGGCAUCGACGCCCGAAGAAGCAGGAGUUCACACACGUAUAGUAGAUAAACUUCCCGAAAGAAUCAAGCAUGGACGCGCGGAUGGGCUGCACGUCAGAACGCUCGAGAUUCUACAGACUUACGGCCUGGCCGAGCGAAUUAUACCAUUGGGCCAUCGUCUAUACACAUCAGUCACUUACAGCACCGAUAAUCCCUCUGGCAGUUUGAAUCGAGUAGGAAACAAAGCCAGCACAAUGUUGAUGGGCGGUCGUUAUCCCUUUGGUAUCAUGGUCAACCAAGGUAUCGUUGAGGGUGUAUUUAGGGAAGCCAUGUGUGAGACCGGGCGUCAGCAUGGUGAGAUGGCGUAUGAAUAUCCGGCACCCUCGCCUCCCAGACAGGUUCGAGUCGAACAAGGCACCUCGCCCGUAUGGAUGAACUAUGAGAGCGACUUUGUCGAUGUCCACCUGCGUGACUCAGGCGGGAAUCUGGAAGCUGUCCGGGCCAAGUAUGUCAUCGGGUGCGACGGGGCCCAUUCUUGGGUUCGUUCCCAGCUCGGUUAUAGUAUGGAAGGAGAUCAUAGCAAUGCAGUCUGGGGAGUCAUUGAUACGAUUCCCAUCACCGACUUUCCAGACAUACGUAACCACGCGUGGAUUAACGCCGGACAGAGGAAAUGUCAAAUUAUUCCACGAGAGAACGGAUUGGUCCGUUUUUACGUUCAGCUCCUGGAAGCAGACACGGACAGUGAGAGGUUCGACAGGUCCAAAAUCAAAUCAAAGGACAUUGAAGAAAUUGCAAAAGAAAUAUUUAAACCAUACAAACUCGAGUUUCCGCAACGCCCUCAGUGGUGGACCGUUUACAUUGUCGGACAGCGAUUAGCAACCAGAUAUUCAGCUUCUAGGCGGGUAUUUUUGGUGGGAGAUGCAUGCCAUACCCAUUCGCCGCACGCUGGACAAGGAAUGAAUGCUGCCAUCGGUGAUUCACAUAAUUUGGCAUGGCAAUUGGUACAUACACUUCGUGGAUGGACAAAGCCUCGCCUACUGGAUAUGUACGAACGCGAACGAAGACAGUACGCGCAUGAACUCAUCGAGUUUGAUCGAAAACUUUCAAAAGUGCUUGCCUCCAAGUCUGAAAAAAGUUCAGACAGUCAUCAAAAGCUCUUAAAAGCUUUUGCUGGUUUUAUCUCUGGCACUGGGAUUAGUUAUUCUACUGCUAUGAAACAAGCAUCAGCCUUUCAGAACCUAGCUCCUAGGAUAACAAUCGGACAGCGAGUACCUCCUCAGGUUAUUCUUCGCAUGGCAGAUUCACGACCCUUCGAAAUACACGACAUGCUCCCUUCGGAUUCUCGCUUUAAAUUAUUGGUCUUUGGAGGAGACAUGUCACAUAAUCGAAAAGCGAUAAUACAGCUCGGGCGAUCCCUCGCAUGUCACGAAUUGGGCACAGCCAAGAUGCAUGACUUGUUUGGAGUAGUUUAUGUCGGGAAACUCGGCGAAAACUGUGCGACUAUGUUAGAUGUCCCCGCGAGCUUGGUAUGGCAUUGGAGUUGCGCAUUUGUGGAUGCAACCAACGCUCGUGAUGGUGGAGGACAAGCGUAUCGAUCUUACGGGAUAAGCGACGAUGGAUGUGUUGUCCUUGUUCGUCCAGAUGGUUACGUGGGCACAAUAAUGCCUCUCAAUGGAGAGAAGCUUAUAGGUCACUUGGCUCUGUACCUUUGUUCUCUUGGUUAUCCGGUCAAUUUACAACGUCGGGCCCGAUUGUGA